AUGGCGGCUGAGCCCGUGGCCACUUCGGGCCCCAACCACAAGAAGGUCGCCUACUUCUACGACUCCGAUGUGGGAAAUUACGCCUACGUCUCGGGUCACCCGAUGAAGCCUCAUCGCAUUCGCAUGACCCACAGCUUGGUUAUGAACUAUGGCUUGUACAAAAAGAUGGAAAUCUACCGUGCGAAACCAGCAUCGAAAUACGAAAUGACCCAAUUCCACACAGACGAGUACAUCGAUUUCCUUGGGAAAGUCACCCCCGACAAUAUGGACCAGUUCUCCAAGGAGCAGAGCCGAUACAAUGUCGGUGACGAUUGCCCGGUAUUCGACGGUCUUUUCGAGUUCUGCGGAAUUAGCGCUGGUGGCAGUAUGGAAGGCGCCGCGCGCUUGAAUCGCGGCAAGUGUGAGGUCGCGGUGAAUUGGGCAGGUGGUCUGCACCACGCGAAAAAGAGUGAAGCUAGUGGUUUCUGUUACGUCAACGAUAUUGUGCUCGGUAUUCUAGAGCUGCUACGAUUCAAGCAGCGUGUGCUUUAUGUCGAUAUUGAUGUCCAUCACGGUGACGGUGUCGAGGAGGCUUUCUACACCACUGAUCGUGUGAUGACCGUGUCUUUCCACAAGUACGGCGAGUACUUCCCUGGUACCGGUGAACUCCGCGAUAUCGGUGUUGGCGCAGGAAAGAACUACGCUGUAAACUUCCCUCUCCGGGAUGGUAUCAAUGAUGAAUCAUACCAGAGCAUCUUUGAGCCUGUCAUCAAAAACGUGAUGGAGUGGUACCGCCCGGAGGCUGUGGUAUUGCAGUGUGGUGGUGAUAGUUUGUCUGGCGAUCGCUUGGGAUGUUUCAACCUGAGUAUGCGUGGACACGCGAAUUGUGUCAACUUUAUUAAGAGCUUUGAUCUCCCAACCUUGAUUCUCGGUGGCGGUGGCUACACAAUGCGCAACGUCGCACGUACCUGGGCCUAUGAGACUGGUAUCCUUGUCGGAGACCACCUGGAAUCAGAGCUGCCAUACAAUGAUUACUACGAGUACUUCGCUCCCGACUACGAGCUUGAUGUCCGUCCCUCUAACAUGGACAACGCCAAUACUAAGGACUACUUGGACAAGAUUCUUGUUCAAGUUAUUGAAAACCUGAAGCGCACAGCUUUUGCGCCUUCCGUUCAGAUGACGGAUGUGCCGCGCAACCCCCUUAUUGAUGGCAUUGACGACGAGGCCGAUGAUGUUAUGGACGACUUGGAUGAAGACGAGAACAAGGACAAGCGCUUUACUCAACGACGCUUCGACCAGUAUGUAGAGAAACCUGGUGAACUGCUGAGUGACAGUGAAGACGAGGAGGAGAAUGCCGCCAACGGUAUCCGACGCCAACCUGGUGCUAUGCGCCGCCGAAACCAGGCCAAUUACAGAAAUCUGGAUGACUCUGGUCUCGACAGUGGUAUUGCUACUCCUGCAGAGGCAUCUUCAGUCGGCGACGGCGAGCUGGACGCUGCCAUGGACACAAACAUGCCCGACAUCCCACGGACAGAGCCCGAGACAUUGACCACGGUUGCCAAUUCCAAUGACCAGGAUACCCCCGCCGGUACCGAUCAAAUGGUUGUGGAGAGCGAGGAGAAUGGUCUGUCCGCUGCGGCGUCCCACCAACCUUCCCCUGCUCCGCACGAUACGGAUACAAUGAUGGAGGACGCCGAACCUGCCCUGAAACAACCGUCUGAGCCCGCCACUGAUGCACAGGAGACCAAGCCUGAAGUAUCCCCGGUUGCCACAGAUGUUUCUCAGACACCCUUGUUGCCAUCCCAGGCACAGUCACCCCCGAAAGAGUCAUCUUUGCCUACAGCAGAGCAGGGUACUGGCGCAUCAACGGAAGAGCGUGCGACUGCCGGAGGUUCAGGGACCCAUGCACCAGCUACGGAGUCUAUUGAGCAACCUUCAAAGCAAGAAGGGUGA
Molecule: messenger RNA, 1932 nt
Organism: Penicillium odoratum
Lineage: Eukaryota; Fungi; Ascomycota; Eurotiomycetes; Eurotiales; Aspergillaceae
Gene: rpdA
Product: histone deacetylase RPD3
Exons: 4
Coding region: 1-1932 (643 amino acids)
Molecular function (GO): histone deacetylase activity
Source: RefSeq, a predicted model, not a curated record